Impatiens glandulifera is the source of this 453-nucleotide messenger RNA. RefSeq lists its product as uncharacterized. The transcript has a single exon. Bases 1 to 453 code for a protein of 150 amino acids. NCBI's taxonomy places the organism in Eukaryota, Viridiplantae, Streptophyta, Magnoliopsida, Ericales, Balsaminaceae. The record is from RefSeq and is a predicted model, not a curated record.
AUGACUUUCAUUCAUCAACGUCGUCCUCAUCAUCAACCUGAUCAACUCGAUAUGUUUAGCCAUGUCGCUUCGUUUGGCUUGGGAUACCAUCAUCCGCAUGCCCAUCCUCGACACACCUUUGGCUUCGAACACCACCAUCAUCAUCAAGCAAAUGGUCCCCAUGCCUUUGGUUUUGGACACCAUGGACGUCGCCAUCACCAUCACCAUCGCCAUCAUAAUGAUCAUGCCCAAGGUCACCAUGACUUUGGACACCUUCAUCGCGGUCGAGGCUGUGGAUUUGACCCUCACGAGGCUGGAGAUGAUCAAAUCUUGAUCGUCAUGGCCACAAGAGAUCUAGACCACCGUAGACACGGUCAUCAUGGCAGGCACCAUGGCCAUUGUCAUCGCGUUCCUCAUGACCAAAACCUAGAUUUUGGAGGACAACACCAUGGGCAUGGUGGUGGAUGCCAUUAA